AUGACAGAUAUGGAGAUACAGCGGCUGUUUGGCGUCCAGAAUUUUGCGGAUGGUAAGGGUCUUCUUUCAUCCUGAAACCGUCAAAACAGUGAUUCAUUUAUAUGCGAAGAUUUCGAAGUAAAUUAAGGAAGUUUUGUCAUGUAAGCUCAACUCUCGCUAGUUCUUACGAUUCUGUUUUUAUGACAGAUUAUUUUAUAUUUUAUUUAGAGAACGUCCUCAAUAGGGAUAACCUCAGACGUCUACUUGUGUGUUUUUGUUCACGAUAAACAUUAUGAUUUGAUUGGAUUUAAAUAUAACCUCGUGAUAAAGAGCAGUUUUUAACUUUCAAAAAAAAAUCAAUUCAAGCAAUAUUUUCUUGCGGUCUUUGCACAAUAAAUUUUACAAAGUGUAAUGUAAAAGAGCGCAACCAAUUUCCGAAACGUUCAGCUUUAUCUUUCAGUACCUGAAUAUGAGGUAACCGCGCCCUAUCAGUCAAAUCAAAAUGGCGACUUCGUGACACAUACACUUCACGAGAGACACAAGCGCGAUGCUCACGCGGGGGAAGAUUGGCACUACAAAAUGGACGCUUUUGGGAGCAAAAUGCAUUUGAAACUAGCAAGAAACACGCAAUUGGUGAAACCUGGCCUGGAGCUUGAGACGCGACAUGAUAACGGUGACGUCACAAGGACGCCUGUCCAGUCCGACUCAUUUUUUCAUGGAAGAGAAAUUUCUGAUCCAAACUCUUUUGUGGCUUUGAGCAAUGCAAGAGGACUGGUUAGUGAUUACUGAGCAAUACUAUUGUAAGAACGGUAAAAGCUUUUCUUUACUGUUUGAUUUUUGUCCCGCUUCGCAGUUAACAUUAAAUAUUAAUUAAAAGACGUAAAUAUGAAAGCGAUAUUCGCAGUGAAUGAACACUACUUAAGCAGCAGUGAAAAUGAGGCCUGAAAAAAAAAAUUUAUGCCUGUACGGGACUGUGAAUAUAUGAUCGCUUUCAUAUUCACAAUUAACAUUAUUCACCAAGGAUAGGAAAUUUCCACCACCCCCUCGGACAAUUCCUAUAGAAAAUAAAUUGGGCCAUGUUCAUUCAGUUUAAGAGAUUUACAGCGCUGAAACUGUGAUUGGGGUCACUUAAACAAAUCUAAUUUAUUGCAUCAUGGGAAUCGGGGAACGAUUCCUGUUAAGAGACCAAUCAAUAUUGAUCGCCUGGGGGUUGAAGGAGUUUGCUUGUGUCCCGAUAAAAUUCACGUGAUCCUCCCAUAAUGCCAUGACCCUCCUCCUCCCCCCCCCCCCCCCCCUUCACUCCUUGGUAGUUAAUUGGCAGUCAAUUUUCUAAAAACUAUGUUAUCCCUCCGAAUUCCCUCCCCCCUCCUCUCUCCAGCUCCCCAAGCAAUAAACAAUGACACGUCCCUAAAUUCACGGUGAUGCUCAUGUGUAAUAAGACCGUGAGGUAUCCCUUGUGGAAACCCUCAUUUUAUCUUGCAGACAGGAAUGAUAUCUUUAUCGAAUGAUACGUUCUUCAUCCAUCCACUUCCUAACCAUCUGGCAAAACACGUGACUAUCAGGAACGCCGCCAAGCCACACCUUGUUUACAGAAAAUCAGCAACAUCCCUACACUGCCUUGAUUCAUCAGGUAUGCGCAGGCCUUUUAGCCCCAACAUGUUGGAAAGUGUGGUUCGUUUCCUUUGAUGUUUAUUGGUUGAAAAAUUCAGUCUUCGAAUUUAGAAAUUUUUUGGCAGACAGAAAACUACUCGGUUAUACGGAGCGCGCUCAAUCGUCUUUAAUAGAGUUUUAAGGUGGGUGUGUUAAAAUUGACUACCAAUGAGAAUGUAUCGUGAAAACAUUACACAGCUUAAUGGGGAGAUCAUGUAAUCUCAUCGUGAUUUGACCAGAAACCUCCGACUUCCGCCCCGCCCGCAACCCCCCUCCUCGUCUUCCGGACGAAAAAUAAUGACUUUUCUCUUCUAUGUUCUCUGAACAUUGCAGGUGUUGCUUCGAGCUCCACAGAAUCAGGCAAGAAUUACGACAUAUUUAGUAGAACUUCACCUACGGAACUCGUCGCCCACAAGUACUUGCAGGCUGCACUGGUAGCGGAUGAGAAUGUGGAAGCUAGACAUGGAAACGAGACCGCGCACUUUUUGUUAGUUUUGGCUAACAUAGUGAGUGUAGCUCAACCGCUUCACCAAGCAACCGAGCCUUUCUUUGACAUAAAAUAUCUCACGCGUUUUUCUACUCAAAAUGUUACAAAAGCAUUUCCUCAAAAUUCCAUGCAGGCUUGCAUAUGAGAAUAUACAUGGUCAUCCAACUAGUAAACCUAGUCGCAAACUCGUGUCUAUGGUAACGACUUGGCCUGGUUGCCUUCGAUAUGCUUUCUUAAAAGAAGUAAUCACCUGUUUCUGGUUUCGUUUAGGUAAACCGUGUUUUAAUGAUGUACUUAAAUUCAAUCAAGGACUUCCUCAAGUUGUCAAGAUACUUGUUACUAUGGCACCAAAGAUGUACCUAUUUUUUUGCCCUUUUUUUCAUGUAUUGCUUAUCCUUUCAGUUAUUUUAAUGUUUUACAGGUUUCUGGAUCGUUCCGCGACAAUUCCAUCGGGAAAAUUAAAAUUAAUUUUCUUAUCAGCCGUCUUGUCAUUAUUACUAACAAAGAGGUAAGUUCAUUUUCAUAGUGCAGUGCGGCGCCAUCAGUUAAUAAGAGGUACUCUUGGGUAGCUUGAUUAUCCCUUACACCCUUGAAGAGUGACUAGCAUCUAAUUUCUCCUUUCGAUACCACAAUGAAUCACUCAUUAAGGUUAUGAGAAUAAAGGAAAUGAUCACCAACUAAAGAAACUUUUGAGUGUUAUACAAAUUCUCCUUGUCAGCACCCUAGAAAAUGUAUAGAGAACAGUAUGGAGAAUGUGCAUACCGAUAUUAGGAUGUAAAGGGUUAAAAGCACCCCUCGAGAGUUUUGACCAAAUCUAACUUAAAACUUAACCUGCAUAAGAAUGUUGAAAUACAGAAUAAAAAAAACAACGCCAACAACUCUAUGAUUCUUUACAAUUACUAAAAACAAACACCAUAUUUGGUCAAAUAAUAAAGAAAAUAAAGGAAGGCUUCUCAUCAAGAUGAUAAAUAAGACUUAAUUAAUAGCUACAUUUGGUGUAGCACAAUUGAUCAAGAGGCAGAAAUAUCUUUUAGCUGGGAGUUAGCCAGGGUUCUUCAUCGGGAGAAAAGUUGGACGAAAUCAGGCAAUGGGCAAACAGAAUCAAACCAGCCGAUCGGAGCGAUCCUCUGUUUUUCGACGUGACAUCACUUGUCCAUGUGUAAGUGAAACAUUUAUUGAUCAUAUUUCCCCGUACUUUUUGCGACCGAAAUUUUGAAGCAGUUCGAGCUUUCUUAUCAAUUCUUCUUCGAAGACAGACUUAUUUUUUAUAACUGGUGGUUUUCGAUAAAAUCCAAUCCCGUUGUCCCGAUCACUUCUACUGCCACAGCCGAAAACUACGCAAUGGACCAUCUCUACUUUCUCACUUUCAUCUUACUAUCAGCAUUAGUUAUAAGUAACUAUUUGUUUGGGCACCAACAUGGCGGAUAGCAACCGUCGUCAAGACAAAAGUCACGUGGGUGAAAACCAAGAAUUGAAUGCGCUCAUUGCUUUUGUUUCUUCUUUGUCAGGGGAGGGGGGGGGACUUUUCUCUCAGUUAAGUAAACUUGAGUAAAUAAAUUAUGAUGAAAUAAAGCUGACCAUUAACUCAACUAGUCUAGGACAAACAUUUUAGGCCGGUUAUUUACACGACGUCCAACCCAAACCACGGUUUCACGCAAUCAGUGGGCCCCGGGCUUUCUCUUUGCUUUCUCUAGAGCGUUAAUUUAAUGAAACAAAUGUCCUUCCACUGCUAGCUUACGGCCAUCUUAAUACUGUUCACAAAAAUAAAUAUCAGAUAAAAGGUUCAGCUAAAUUGAGGAUUGUUUAGGACGCGGUUUUGCUAGACAAAGGCUUAACUUUCUUUAAAAAAACCGCCCUUUGUUUACCAUAAGAAAGAAAACUUGAGAAAUACAAGGCUUAGGAACUAGGUUGUCUGUCUCUCAUUAUUAAUGUUUUUCUAGAAAUAGUAUGCUUUUAAAUAUAUCGGAGAAACUUUUUUAUACCAGAAAACUGAACUCUUUACACAAUGAUUGGUAACAAGUUUCACAGUUUUAGAUAUGAUUCCAGGUUUUAAUAUGAUUUUGUGUUGGUCUCUCUUUUCCCACUCAUUUUACCUAUUUGUAAUUCCUUGGAAAGUGGAGGAUUUGGAGGUAGGUUAUUUUUUUUUUUUAUACUUGCUCAUUUGUUAUUCUUUCUUUGAUAUAAUUGAUAUUGAAUGAAUAUGAAAUUCCAAAUUAUUUAUUUCGCCGUCGAAGUGAUGCCAAUAGCUCGUAAAUGUUAUUGUGGGUAUCUGCAAAUCAUGACAUAUUCGGUCUGAAAUAUGUACGUGUGCUGGUUAUUUACUUAUGGGAAUGGCCACAUUUGGGGGUGUGUGAAAAUCAUUUCCCUCGUAUUCGAUUUGGAUGCUACUGCUAAGUCUGAUAACACGAUGUAAUUAUUUGGGUAGCAAGGAGAACGCAUGUAUCGUGUUCUGAAAAAACAACUGCUAGUUGUUUCCUUGAAGAUUUAAAAAACUGUGGUGCUGCAAGCGUUAGCCCUUCUUCGUUGCUCUGAUAAAGGGCUAACGCUCGAAACGUCAGAUUCAAAAACUCUUUACGGUGGCCAAUUUAAAUUAUCAACUCAGUUGAUAAAACCAAAUCAGUCUUAUUUCCUAAAAGGUUUAGCCGUAUUUGGAGGCGUGUGCUCGAGCAGAGUCACUGGUAACGUCAAUAGUUAUGCUGGUCUGCAAACAGCCGGGAUUAUUGCACACGAAGUUGGACACAAGUGAGCGAAUUAUAUUUUGAUUAACCAGACAAAUGUGUGAACGAUUCAGAAACAAAAAAAAAUCCAUUACCUAUUAUUCUGAGUUCUAAACUUAAACAUAGAUUAAGCAAAGUGAGACAGCACUGUAGCAGAUACCUUGUUUGAAAUGGUUGAUAUCAGGUCCUUUCUGGUGGUGUGGCCGCUUAACAAAUCGCUGUGGUUUAGCUCUUAUCGACAACUAUAUUCGUCGUCACAGCGGUUAAAAUAUUGUGGAUCAUUAGGAGCAGCCGAGUGAAUCCGCAACAAAUCUUGACUCCUUUGAUGGCGAAUAUCGUUGUCGAUAAGAGUAAGGAUCACGCUAAACAACUGUCUAUUUGUUUUUUACCACAACAUCGAUGUCAAGUAAUCCGAGUGAAUCACCCAUGCUUGACAGCUAAUAUAGGCAUUGCGUGACACGUUGACGCGAGUAGCAUUGUCCGUACUCUUACCGAUAACCGCAAAUUGGCCAAUCAGAUUGCGACAUCACUGCCAAUUGUGGGAAGAUAUUCCAUCGACAAACCUGUAACGGAAUUUCACUCAUGCAAACGGCGCUUGUGGCUUUGCUGAUCCAAGUGAUCAUUACGGAAUGUGUGUCGCGAAAUUCAAUGUCUGUGGUUUAACACCACCAAGCGCACUUACGGUUUGUUUUCUUUGUCUCACGUCGGGACCCCAUUAUCCGGAGCUUCCAUCUUCCAUACUUACCCUCUGAAUCAACCCUGUCCCGUAUCUUUUUAUUUUUAGAAGCCUCCCUCGGGGUUUCUCGCGGGUGUUUACAUAAUAGCCAAUCAUAAGAGAGCUGUGGUCCUCUAUUGUUUAUGUCACAUGCAGGCCACACGAAAGUACUUCAAUAAUAGCGAAAAGCAAGGAAAAUUUACCACUUUUUUAGGGUGUUGUGCAAACGUCAGCGUGUUUUCGCGGGAAAUCAAAGAACCCCUCCACAUAUCUCAGUUCUAAAAAUAAAAAAGAUACGGCAUAGGGUUGUCUCAAGGGUAUAAUUGGUAUGGAGGCUACGAGUAAUAGGCUCCUGCCCACGCUCGUAACAGAGGGAAUAACGUUUCUCUUUUCUGAAUUACGAUCACCAGUAUCGGUGUGGACCAUGAUGGAGGAAACAACUGCACCGCUGGCGUAAACAUCAUGGCUCCUGUGCUGCCAGGAGGACAAGGUGCCUUGAAAUGGUCACCAUGCAGCCAAAAAGUGCUUCAAGGGUUUCUCAGGUCAGGAGUGAUAUAAAUAAUUAAAACAGGAAAAAUCUGCAGCAGAGGAAAAUUUCAGAUUAAAUGCAUCAGGCACAACAUGAUUAAGGAAAUGCCAUUUGUGAAGAAUCACAGCCCAAGGCACUUGCGUGUUUGCAAUGACUUCCACUGGCUCCUUUGAUUUUUUUCCUUCAAUGCAAUUCGUUUUUCAAUUAUCACAUUGGUUUCGAUUCAGAGAAGUAUAAUGACUCGCAUCGCACACUAAGAUCUUCAAACAACAGGUUGCUUGAUGAGCGUAGAGCGAAUCUUAAAGCGUGUGGUGAAAGGGCUUUUUCCGUGGCGGUACCAAGGCUCUGGAAUAAACUACCACUCCAGAUCAGGCUUUCAUCAUCAGAGGCAGUUUUUAAGGCUAAUCUUAAGACUUAUCUUUUUAAGCCUGCAUUUGAUUUGUAGUUUUUACUUGUAGUUAUAGUCUAUUUAAUUCUUAGGAUUUUAAUUUUUACGGUGUUUAGAGUAUUGUAAAUCGUCAUGGACAAUUAAUGGAAGAUGGCGCUAUAUAAAUGUAUUUAAUUUAAUUUAAUUUAAUUUAAUUUUGUAACACCCGUUCAUAAUUCGCUCUUAUGCGGGUUUUAAUGGGAUCACUGCAUGCCACAGACCAUAAUAUGUUCCUUCUACAGUGGACCUGGUUCCAAAUGUUUAGAUGAUCCUCCAAGGAUAUCUCUUCCUGGCUUUAACUACUCGGCUAAAGCGGACAGAAACCUUCCUGGCGUUUUGUUUGACGGAGAUACUCAGUGUGAAUUUCUUUAUGGCGUUGGAUGGCGACAUUGUUCUUUUGAGAAGGCAAGGUUUCUAUAAAUGUUAUGGAAAUUUACUAAGCAAAAUUUCACAAAUUAAUUUCACCGAAGUGGAAGUGACUGGUGGCUGAUAUUUGAAACUAAUGUCCUUCAUUAUAUUUCAGACAAACUGUGGCUCUUUGUACUGUUCAAGAUCAUACGGCAGUUGCAACAGUAAGCUUGCUCCCCCGGCGGACGGUACAAAUUGUGGACCACGCCAUGUAUGUCGACUUGAUCUGCACACGAUUGCGUACUAACUCUAGCUUUUGUUACAUCGAUAUCAUGAAGGUUUAUGCCUUUUUUUCAAGGCACGAAAUUUCUGUUAUGUAUUCCUCUUACUAAUUUAGCUAGUACAACACGGUUUUUUCUCUAGCAUCAAUCAAUAAUACACACAAAAAACAAGCAUCAUAAAAUUUAUUGGAUUAGAAUUGCUAUGUUUAAAGUGUGAUGUUAUGUUCAAUUGCUGAUUUCCCGUAACUGCUGAAAACACACCCCUGUGGGGAUCGUUUUUUAAUUAUAACUACGGAGGGUAAUCAUAGUUGGCUCGCUUGUAACAAUAUUAGACAUAUUUAAAUUGUUGAAAUCCAAAUUCAAUUCAAAAAAAGGGAAAGAAAAGACGCUAAUGAACAACUUUGAUCAGUUUUGCAUCGCGUUGGUUGAGAGGGUUUUAAGACCAAUCCGAUAGAACAGAGUAGAACACAACAAACCAAUCCCAAGUAGCUUUAGAAGUUUUAUUUAAAACUACCUCAACAUAUCUCCAUUCCAUUCCAUAGUGGUGCAUCAAGGGCAAGUGCGUUGAUAAUGGUUUGCCCAGAAUUAAUGGUGGAUGGGGUGAGUGGUCAGAAUACAGUUCUUGCAGUCAGACAUGCGGAGGAGGGGUACAGUACAGAACCAGGGCCUGCACUAAUCCACCGUAAGCGUUUUCUUCAAAGGAAGCUGAUACAAAACUAUUUCUUUCGGCGUAUAGUCGAGAUGUUGAGCCAUAUUUUAAUGUUAUUUAGGAGGCGAUGAAUAACAGCAUAAGGGAUUUCAAUUCUAACUGCAGCCUUGUUGACACAGCAAAUUUUUCGAACAUGAGAAACGUAUGCCUUUUAGUCCAUAGUCCACUGAGCGUGUUUACAAUUCGAGCUCCACUGAUCAACCAACUGAUAGACUGCGACUGACCGAUUGACAGACUGACUGACUGACUACCCACCUAACUGAUUGACAGAAUGAUUGACUGAUAUAUUGACCGACUGACUGAUUGAUAGACUAACUGGUAUUUUGGUGUUGAAAACGUAAAAAGGCCACCGUAAAGAGUUGACGUUUCGAGCGUUAGUCCUUUAUCUGAUGUAUAGACUGCCUGACUGGUUGACAGACUGACUGACUGACUGACUGACGGAAGGACUGAUAGACUGACUGACUGACUGACUCACAGCUUUUUGAUAAUAAACGCAAAUAUUCUUUGCAGACCUGAAAAUGGCGGUGAGAACUGCUUGGGAUCUGCAAGAGGAAAAUGGAAAAUAUGCAACUCGCAGGUUUGUUUCGAUCAUAAGAAAAUUAAUUUGAUAAUAAAAAAUGUUAUCGCAGUAUAUCACUAUUAGCUAAAAAAUGUUGUGAAGAAAGAUGAUGAAAUUAUUUUUCGACGAGCAUGAGACAAAAAAAAAGGGUUCCGGGGUCCUGACAGAAAAACGCAGGAAUGACUUGCGUGUUGCAGGUUAUACCUCUGAGAAUUUUUUAUUGUAUCAACUAAUAAACCCUUAAUUGAUGUUUUUCUUUAUUCUCAUCACUCGUCUGCCUGAAAUUGUAUUUAUUUUGUAAGGAGAAAUUCUGUCUUGGUCACUCAUGGGUAUACGAUGAUACGCCUAAAUCAGCUCAUGCUUGAAAACCCCUCAUGGCAUGGGAAAUCAAAAGAAACAGUUUAUCAAUGAGACUGUGGUGAAAUGACCCCAAGUUCUUCGUUUCAGAUUGAGUGCCCUUUGCCAUCUUAUCGAGAUCUACAAUGUAUGGAGAAACACCCGGAGAGGAGGGCCUAUUACAUUUCAAGUACAGUUCAAACAAAUCUGCUGAUUCAUUUGCCUCGUUCUUUGGCGGGGAUAAGUCCCUUGAGGUUGAGUGGCUGGGGGGUUCCCCCACCCCUCAUAUAAGUUAGUUACGUAUGUAUGUGCAGCCCUCAGAGGGUAUCAUUGGUCUUUGCGCCACUUCGAUCUGAAAACGAGUACAGAUUUCGACGAUUAUGGUCUAAAGACGAGUGUGGUUCUGAGUGCGACUGUGUGAACAUACUCGUUUUUAACUCGUGAAUUGCGCGCAUGCACAAGAGCGAGUUGUAGAUAUGAUGUGGAGAAUGGCUCUCACUCGCUCGCUCGCUCGCUCACUCGCUCGAUUGGUCGAUUCCUGUAAACUUUUUUUCGGCCUUAGGCUUUUGAGUGCAUUUGAUAGUUUUUGGCGAGCAAUAAACAAACGAAAUGGCGACCUUUGUUUCUAAGAAUAGUGGUGGGGUGAAAAAGAAGCCAGUGAUAAUCUUAAAAGAGUUUUUUUUUUCGUUUUAGUUUCAACAAGCGGCGCCAGUAACUGGCAGGCAUGCAAGGAUUCACACUGAAAUAACUGAACAACCUUCGUUUUUCAUAAAAUUGUAAUUUACAAUUCUUGAACUUGGAAACAAUUCGAAGAUUCAUUGAAAAUAUCACUUACUGCGAAGUGCUCGGAGUUUACAGAUGUUCAAAAGCUUUUUCUGUUAUGGCGUGAGAUUUAGGACAAAAUCGAUCAUUACGUUUCGUAUCGUGUGUUUUUCCUGUGUGAAGCAACAGAAGAUACCGGCGACCAACGAAAUUACAAGCAAACAGGAAAUUCAAGUAACACCUAAACAAACAAUUUUGGCUACCGAUUUUCAGUGAAUUUUUAAAGAAAAAUUUUCUUUUAAGUUUCAAGACAAUUUGAAGAUUCAAAAUAAAUAUUACGUACUAAAAUGCGAAAGUUAUACACUACAAAAUUGAUAAAUAGGCCUGAAAUGAAAUUCUAUCUUGUUCUGGAUUACACGUUGCCUAGCACGUGACUAAAAUCUACCCAGGCGGAGAUCCAAAAUGACGGUGGCAGUCUUGGCUUAGUUAUAUCACUCAAAACUAGUUCCCGUUUGUCUCAUUUGAUAAAAAGGGAAUCGUCAAUGUUUUCAUCAAGACAGUAUUGCCUUGAUUUUCUAAUAUUUACAAUGAUAGACAGUAAAUUUCACUUUUCACCCACAUUUACUUCCAACCUUUUCUUUUGAACCAGAUGCGAAAAUGAUAUAAGUUGACAUCAUCACUUGACAUCAUCCACCCUUGUCAAAUGUAAUAGCAUGAUCAUUUCAAUCGUAAUGCAUUCUUAUCCCAACGUUACUUUGUUUCUUUGCUACAUUAGCGAACACUGAACUACUGCUCGUACUCUAGAUACAACAAUCAACCACAAAAUUCCCUAAACCAGAUAACAUUAAACAUAAUCCAAAAAAUCAUGUGUCAAUUCACGAGUUUGCGCACCGAGCACUUUGAUUUAUAGAACGAGUAGGAGGUAUAGCCGAGAUAUAUUACUCAAUCUUUAUUUCCGAGUUAGGUUUACCAAUCCUUGCCUUCGGCGCUGAUGCGAAUUUUACAUUCGCUGCAACGAAGAGUAAGAAGUACAAAUUUCAGAAGCUAAAAAAGCCUAUGGAUUUUACAGGGCCAAGUAUGAAAAUGGGUGCGUGGUCGUAACAUGGUCGCUUUGAGAACUCGGCAUCACGCCCCUAUAAAGAAUCUUGAAGGGCCUCUCCUACCCCCGGGGAGAUGAAAAUAAGGUGUGUCACUCUCUUCAAAAGGGCAGGAUGGGAGGGAUGAAAGAGGGCUGGUCGAUUAUGAAAGCAAACUGCAUUUAGUUCUACAUUAAAUUAGUCACUUUCAUCAAGCCCUAGGGUUUCAAAAUAUCUUUGUCACGGCUUGUCAUUCUCGAAAAUGGCCCACUUGAUUUUCACCUCAAUUUCAAUUUACACGUUGAGGAUCUUCUCGAAGAGGACGGCUAAAAAGUAUAACUCUUCUUUUUUUUUUUUAUUAUUAUUUUUUUAUUUUUGUGUAGAUCCUUGUAGGCUUGCCUGCAUUCAAAAGAAUUUAGUAAGACUUUAUGGCUCAGUAGCUGAUGGAACACGAUGCACUGACCAUCCUGAAAUCUUUGACGUAUGUAUCGAAGGAAAAUGUCGGGUGAGUCGUUUUGUAAUUACAUACUUGUCAGAUGUUUGGAAAAAAGUACGAUUGUUUAUUUGCGCAUCGAUAGUUUCUUGCAGUUAGUUUGUAGAUCUCUGUUUCUCGAUAUAAGCAAACGGUAAUGUCAUUACUGCUCCUUGAAAGCCAUGUGAAGAUAAGCUUAUCGGUGUGUACUUUUUCUGGGGAAAAAUUAUGCGCGGCUUAGGUCAAUCAAAACUCUAACAAAAUUCUCGAAUGUGAUUGGCUAUCACCAGCCCAGUUUUAGAACUGAUAAGACAUUACACGCGUCGUAUACUUGUUAUAGGACAAUGGAAGUGGACAGUACGCGUUUUGUGCGCGCGUUAUUUUCGCUCAUUUUGCCGAGUUAACUCUUAUUUUGUCAUGAAAACGUAUCACCGAUAUCUAGUUUUGUCAUGUUUUGAUUAAUUGGGAAGAGGACUUCGUGCCGUCUAAAUCUGUCUGUUAUCACACUUGUGACUGACAAAUCGGACUCCCGCUUUACAUUCGUCCGAUUUUGAUAAUCCCUGAUUACCGACCGAAUUGGACUCUGCUCAGUCCUAUUACUAUCAUGUUAAUAAGUUAUAUACAGCACAGAAAUCGUGUCUUUUUUUUAUGGAAAUUGUAUUAAGAUUUUCGAACUAUUCAGCUCUGGUCACCAAUAAUUGAUUAUGCGUGACGCCAUCCAUGACAUUUCCUGAACGUGUCAUGAACAUGUCAUGUCACGGCAUGACAUGUCUGCUUAUGACUUAAAACCGGCCACGGUUUUUCUCAAAGGUUGUUGGCUGCGACCAUGGUUUCGAGUCUGGAGCGAAGAAAGAUCGCUGUGGAGUUUGUGGUGGUGUCGGAGACACGUGCAUUUUGGUGAAUUCUACGUACACGAAAUUUCACACGGGAUACGGUAAGAACAUAACAUGACUUUAGCGAACUAUCUUAGAUGACGUAAGCGUGCUGACUUAUAGGACGUCAGUGAACUGAAGUAUAAGACUUAAUCGUUAUUUCUUGAGAAUUUGUCGAACCGACCUGAGACGUUUGUAAGGUAGUCCUCUACCCAGAGUCAGCGGUCGUCUCCCUCAGGAAGACCACUAAUGGGCAAAAAAACCACAAUUCAUUCCUCUUUGAGGCAAAAAAAUGACCGUAACGUGGUUGUUAACAGACUAAGAAAUAUUUGUUUGCCUGUCAGGUUUUGAAAAACCAGACACCAUUAUUGUCUUACCGGUGGGAACAGCCAAUGCUAUUUUUAAGAAGAGAGGAAAAGGUUACAACAUGUUAGGUAUGUUCUCGUUGUUGUUGCUGUUGUUAUUUUUGCAUGUCUCGCAAGAUCCUUCCCUUGGCAAUAGUAGACCCUUCAUUUUCUCCGCAAAUUUUUCUAUCUUACUAAAUGCACGUAAUCAGCAGUGUCCUCCUUUCCUCUAUUGACUAUGGCCGUCUUCAAACCCUAAAAAAAACACACACACACCCACGCAUAAAACCAGAACAAUUUACUGUAACUUUUAUAAUUAGUGUGAAACUCCAUAUCCUGAUUGAACGAAAAUUCUUUCCAACAUGCUGUCUAAAGGUGACCGAAAUUAAAUAGAGAAAAAAAUAAAAUAAUUGAUUUUAAUUUUUCACUGUUUUCCUGAGCUAAGUUGAUCCUUGAAAGGAGAGAAUUAUACCAUUUACUAACUGUAAAUAAUUUCUAGUUUUCUUUAAUAUUUUACAAAGCAUCGAUGUUUCCUUUCUUUGUCAAACAGGAGUUAAAGAUCCUCAUACAGGCGAAUACAUCAUAAAUCUCCCCUCAUGGAGUCGAACUGUUUACUACAAUGGGACAAAAAUUGAAUACGAACAUGAAGACAACAGAUAUGAAGAUUCCAUUUUUGUAGCUGGGCCCACAAAAAUUCCCAUUGAAAUUGUGGUACGAUAAUGUUUCAAUCAAUGAUGUUAUUGCAUUUUGAUAAAAAAAAAAAAAAAAACAAGUUUAACCAGAAGAGUAAUUGGAAACUCUUCAUGUAUUUCUUAGUGAUGAUUCUUAGACGCCAAGGUUAUAAAGCUUAUAAGAUGGUUUUUAACAAGAUCACAGUCAUAUAACAGGCAAAGACAAUUAUUGAUAAUUAUAAUUAAAAACUGUUUGGAAAAUAACCUCACGCUCUUUGCAAGAAGGCACCGAGGAAUCUGCUUGAGACAACAGUGGAAUCGAGCCUGAACAUGUUCAGUAGAUUUACAGUCAACUCUCAACUUUUUAUGGAUUUUGAUAGUUCGACUUAAAUACCGUAUGGAGUUAAACUGUUCAGAUUAAUAGACUUCCUCAUGUUAAAAAAAGAAUGCAUUUUACUGUUCGCUAAAGUUUUGCAUGAGAUAUUCGUAUCUGUGUUAGACUGCAUACAUCAGUCUCUACUGGAUUUUUGUCUUUCCUCUGUUUCUCUUUCUAGUUUGUUUUUCUAUAUGAAAAAAAUCAAGGAGUGGAUUUUCAGUAUUACAGACCACUACUAUCCAACGAAACUGCUCAGAGAGCCUCUUCUAAAUGGGUCAUUGGCAUCUGGUCUGCUUGCUCAAUGACUUGUGGCCAAGGUAUUGUUUCUGGGGUCUCUUGGUCUGUUUGAGCAUUGAGGCAAUUCGGCAUGCGUUUGAUUUCAUUCACCUCGUCCUGUUUCUGUCGUUACGAAAAAUUUAUUUGACGGUUGUUAUUUGCAUUGCGCUAGAAAACACAGGAAUUGUUAAUUAAACUGAAGAUUGGACAAAAGUCUUUUUCUUUUGAUAUCUAAACAAUUUCUUGUGCUCAAAUUUACAUGUUAGCUUGAUAUAUAGUUCUGUGUGUGUAAUCUCGGAGAGCGCGGAAUAAAUUUUCUGAAUUGCACAACGUCGUAAAAAUUAUUAGUAUCUGGCCAAGCAAGAGCACUUAUAGUAAAUAAACACUAAAUCAACAUUUGAUUACAAUUUUGCGCUGAAUUUUAGGUAUCAGAACCCGGGAUCUCAGCUGCGUUCGAUCUGAUGAUGGUACUCCUGCAUCAGUUGACUCCUGUUCCGCCGAAGUCAAACCCGCGUCACACAUUGCCUGUGAUAACCAGAAUGACUGCGCGCCAGAGUAAGUGUUCCCUGUAACGAUUGCUUGCGUCGAUUAUUUCAGUCUGUUUUCUCCGAUUGGUUCCGCUAAGACCUCACAAGACGCGAGACCUUCUCGACCAGAAGGCUGACUUUUUUUCUCGUGUUUUCCCGCGCUUUGGGUCAGUUACAUGACAGAUGGCUCCUACAUCUUGCGUUAAUCCAACCCGUGGCUCAAUAUGUAGCAUUCAAGUUGUGAUAAUCAUAGUCAGAUUCUCUCCAUUUUAAGGUGGCAUCAAACAGAUUGGAACGAGUGCUCCAAAACCUGUGGAAAAGGGAGUCAUUCUCGACUUGUCUACUGUCGAAGAAAAGCUAAUGAAUCUUAUUUCGAGAUAAUCAGCGACUGGCUCUGUGAUGAGAGUGCCAAACCAAACAUUACUCUCGUCCAGCAGUGUAACGAAGUGCCAUGUCCGGCAGAAUGGAGGGGUCUGCCUUGGUCCAAGGUAUAAACAUAUAUAUGAUGCAACGCUUGAUAACUAAUAUUCAUUGAACGAUUUCGUCAAAUAAGGAAUUUCAUAAGGAGAGCUACUGCUUUUUUUUCUUUAUUGAGAUUCUACAUAGAACAACUUCAAUAAGAUAGUUUUGGUAUUCUUAAGUGUUCCAGAACAUGUGGCGGUGGCUUGAUGACAAGGGAGCUGGAGUGCAUCCGGACGGACGAAGCUGGCCAUAUCAUACCGGCUGCGAAAGAACUAUGUCAUCAUGCCAUGAAACCACUCACUGAGGUUGUUUGCAACACAGACAAACACUGCGAUCGUGAGUAAAAAAAAAUCAUUUCUUCUGAUAUCAUUUUUUAUACAGCACGUUGCGUGAAUGAAGAAGAAGCUGGUUAUGAAAAAGUUUCUGAUGUGAUCGUUGUUACGUUGUUGCGAUUUUGGUUUCAUAAGAGUGUUUGAAUGGUCUAUACAAAAAUUAAAAACCGAUCAAUGUGAACAAUUGUGUACCUACCCCUCCCCUAAAGUCAGAUGCUGAUAUUGAUCCAAAAAAGACUACCAUGAACUCGUAAGAAAAUGCCGCCGAUAUUCUUUUUUUUUCUUCCUCAAAGCUCCUCCGGAAAUUCAAGUGGCAUGUUUCUAUGGUGCUGAUAAUCUUCAAGAGGUACUCCAUGAUUUUACCAAAGAAAUUGAGUGGGAAAACACGAGUGCAGUUGUCAAGAAGUGCGCGAAAUUGGCCUAUGGAAGAAAUUAUAAGCUGUUUGCCUUGGGCCAAAGUGGUCUGUGUUUGUCUGGACCGAAUACUAGUGAUAAAUAUUAUGUCAGUGGAACUGGUUGGUCGUACUGUAGAGAUGGUAUUGGCAUGGGAAACAGCAUGUUUGUUUACACCUUAGGUAAGCUUUAGUGGAAUGUUCUAGUCUGUUAAGACAGAGAAAAAUAUCCGCGGAAGGAGCGAGAUUGAAGGUCUAAGCUGGCCAAUUCCGAGGUUACUGUUAAUCAUCUACAGCCGGCAAAUCCAGUGGCGUCGGGAAACGUUGCGAAAAUAUAGUAGAUCCGGACCGCGCUAAGAUCCUAUCAGAUUGCAGGAUUCGUUACCGUACCCUCAGAGAAAAAAAUAACGUAUAAUAAGAGACCUGUCAUAAGUUAUCGCGAGGGGGAGGGGGGGGAGGAGGGGAAGAGUCGGAAGAUUUCAGGGGGUUAACAUGGUUAACAUGGGUCACAAAAAUUUUACACAACGUUGUCGAGAGAGCAGGACAUGACCAAAAUCCUCUGUCCCCACCCCCCCCCUCCCUCCCCAGGCGACAAAUAGUGACUAGUCUCUAAAUACAAAUCAGCAGUAAACAAAAACUUAUUUAACUAAUUCAAAAUAUGGGCUUGAGAGGCAAUGAUGAAGUGAUGGAUGAUAAGCCUAUGGAGAGGUACAAUCUUUGCUAAUCUUUUUUAGAAAUGUAUACCGUGGAGAUAUUUCACUGUUACAUUUGCAGAAAUAUUAACACUCACUAGUGUUAUAACGCUUUCGAAAACUCUCUUCUGUAGAGCCACUACCAAGCUUUCAACCAAUUGGAUGUUACCAUGACAGUAUUACUGAUCGUGCUCUGCCCGUAAAUUACGCCAAUUUCCGAUCACAGAUAAUUUGGACAAAAAUGAAUUUGACGGUAAACCGGUGCGCACGUGUGGCUUUUCACAAAGGUUAUGAGUACUUUAGUGUUCAAUUUUACGGAGAGUGCUUCGGUGGAAAGGAUGCUGGGAAAACUUACUCCAAAUAUGGAAAAAGUGGUCAUUGUUGGUUCUUCAAUAGCCAAAGCGGACAUGCAGUUGGAAGAGAUUUGACCAAUUUUGUAUAUCACAUUCAACAGGUCGGUAUAUUAAAAUAA
Molecule: messenger RNA, 16463 nt
Organism: Pocillopora meandrina
Lineage: Eukaryota; Metazoa; Cnidaria; Anthozoa; Scleractinia; Pocilloporidae
Source: the annotation of a GenBank genome assembly